Molecule: messenger RNA, 5924 nt
Organism: Labeo rohita (rohu)
Lineage: Eukaryota; Metazoa; Chordata; Actinopteri; Cypriniformes; Cyprinidae
Gene: skic3
Product: SKI3 subunit of superkiller complex
Exons: 41
Coding region: 33-4736 (1567 amino acids)
Cellular component (GO): Ski complex
Molecular function (GO): protein binding
Source: RefSeq, a predicted model, not a curated record
GCUGAAUGGAAUGCUAACCAAGUUCAGUCAAAAUGUCUAGUAAAGAAGUAAAAGCUGAACUAAAAAGUGCCAGGGAAGCCAUCAAAAAUAAAGAGUUUAAAGAAGCUUUGAAACAUUGUAAGGCUGUUCUCAAACUUGAGAAGAAUAACUAUAAUGCCUGGGUGUUUAUUGGAGUGGCAGCUACAGAGCUGCAGCAGCCGGAUCAGGCACAGACCGCCUACAGAAAGGCCACUGAACUGGAGCCAGAACAACUGCUUGCAUGGCAGGGUUUAGCAAAUCUGUAUGAAAAAAGUGACCAAGCAGAUUUCAAAGCUGAGCUGCCAAAGAUUUAUCAGAAACUUAUUACACUGUAUGAAACUUCAGACAAAGCAAAAUGUUUUGAAGUGAGCAAGAAGUUGGUGGAAAUCUAUCAGUCGGAGAAGAACUACUUACAGGUGGCCAGAGUGUGGCGAAGGUUAAUUCAGGUGAGGGAGGGAGAGGCAGGUGUGGAGAAUUCGGAGCUGCUGGAACUGUGGAAGGAGAUGACCAGACUCCUGCAGGACACUGUUGAAGAUCAGGACAAUGAGACUCAGCAGCAUUUGAUAUCAGCAUUUGAAAGAGCUUUGGAAAUGACAGUAGAUGUACCCAGUGAAACCCACAGAAGUCUUUCACAGGAUUACAUUAAAUGUCUUUCUAAGCUUCCUCAUGAGGUGGCCAAGCUAAAGGAAGUUUGUGAUGCCACACUGUCCCGCUAUCCGACACACUCCUACCCUCUACAGGCCCUCAGUGAGCACUACAUCAGAACAGGUGACUGCAGUGAGGAAGCUGUCGGCUGUUUCAGCCGUCUCUCAGAACUGGAUCCAAACAACUCACAUGCUCACUUUGGUCUCGGUAUUAAAGCUUGUCAGGAUAAAAAAUAUGAGGAUGCCAUCAAAAGUAUUAGUCUAGGACUGAAGAGUAUGUGCUCCUCCAUCAUUGGCUGGUAUAAUCUGGCUCUGGCUCAACUAAAAAUGCAUAAAUACUCUGACAGUGCCACAGCUUCCAGCCAAGGGCUGAAGUCGAGUGUGGCGAACUCUGAUUGGACUCAUAAACUGCAGAGGCUGAAAAUAGAGGCUCUGGUGAGGACAGGAAGAGACCAGGAUGCUGAUGAAGCUCUGCAGAUCCUUACACAGAUUUCAGAUGCCAAAAAUGACCCAGUGCUUUUAGCGUUGAAAGGAAAAGCUCACUUGCAAAAAGGUCAAACUGAGGAAGCAUUUCAGGUUUCAGCUGAGCUGCUGAGCUCUCACCCAGGAUCCGUAGAGGGUCUCAGUCUGAAGGGCCUGGCACAUGUUGCUAAAGAACAGUACAAACAAGCUGAAGAGAGCUUUCUAGAGGCUUUAUCUGGAAGUCCAGAUAAUGGGGAGUUGUUCUUUCUCUUGGGGCGCUUGUACUGGAACAUGGGAGAGGAAAUGCGAAGGGAUCGCAGCAAAGCCCAUACGCAUUUACUCAAGGCUGCUAAACUGGACCCGUAUCUUGGUUCAGUGUUUCGUUUCCUGGGUCAUUACUAUAGAGAGGUAGCAAAGGAUCAAGGCAGAGCUAGAGGCUGCUAUAAGCGAGCGUUUGAGAUGGAUUCAUCUGAUGCGGAGGCUGGAGCGGCUACUGUAGACCUCAGCAUGGAGCAGGGGGACAUGGACUCAGCUCUGACUGUUCUGCAGUCCGUAACAGAGAGAGCCACUCCUGGCUCUGCUAAAUGGGCCUGGAUGAGGAGAGGUCUCUACCACCUCAAGAUUGGCCAGCAUCAACAGGCCAUUGCAGAUCUGCAGGCGGCGUUGAGGGCUGAUCCUCAAGACUGGGUGUGCUGGGAAUGUUUAGGUGAGGCUUACCUGAACCGCAGGAGUUUCACAGCAGCCAUGAAAGCCUUCGAUAAAGCACAUACAUUGCAGCCCACUUCUAUCUACAGCCUCUAUCAGACCGCCGCCAUCAAACAGAUCCUCGGCCGGUUUAAAGAGGCCGCUGCUGAGUACAGGCAGAUCUUAGAGCAGGAGGACUACGUCCCGGCACUGAAAGGUCUGGGUGAAUGCUUGCUAGCCCUGGCUAGAAGUGCACUGGAUGACUAUCUUGAUGGAAGAGCUGUAGAUCUGAUACAGAACGCCAUUCAUUACAUCUUCAGAGCUGUAAAGCAAAGGCCAGACCUGUCGUGCCUGUGGAAGUUACUAGGUGAUGCCUGCACCACCUCCAGAAUUGUGUCCCCAAACCGAGCCAAAGUGCUGGUGCCUGGAGCUCUAUGUGGAAUGGACCCACCCGAUCAGAGCCAGACACUGGACCAGAGACAGCUCCUCACUCUAGGAGAAAGGUGUUUUGGUCGUGCUUUGAAACUGAUGCCUGAGGCCCCCAGUCUGUGGUGUGACCUUGGCCUGAACUACCACCACCAAUCCAGACUGCUCAGCUGCCUGUAUCCUGAAGAGAAUCCGCAGCCUCUGCUGGAGAAAGCCGUGCAGUGUGUGAAGAAGGCGAUCAUGCUCGACAGUGCAAAUCACACAUACUGGAACGCCCUCGGGGUGGUCGCGAUGGCCAAGGGAAUAGAAAACUUUGCACUUGCUCAACAUUGCUUUAUCAAAUCAAUAAAAGCUGAAUCAAAUAAUGUGGUUGCGUGGACCAACCUUGGUGCUUUGUAUCUGAAGAAGGGAAAUAUAGAGCUCUCUCAUGAAGCUUUCAAAAUUGCUCAGUCUCUAGAGCCCCUCUAUGUGAACUGCUGGAUCGGACAGGCCCUCAUUGCUGAGACAGUGGGCAGUUAUGACACCAUGGAUCUCUUCAGACACACCACUGAACUGAGCACACAUACCGAGGGCGUGAAGGGUUAUGCGUACUGGGUUUGCUCUACACUGCUGGACAGGAGCAAAAGAGACUCUGAGGUCUACCUCUACAACAUAGUCCAGAUGAACGCCGUCUCUGCUGCCCAGGUGGCUCUGAGCAAGUACACUGAGAGGAUUCAGACAGACCCAGACGCCUUCAUCAUGCUCGGAUACCUGAACACACACCUGCAGCUGAGAAAACAGGCCACUGAGGCAUAUCGCAGAGCUGUUGAGUUGCUUCAGGCGUCCCCUCACACUGACAAGCUCAGCUUUGCUCUGAGGGGUUACGGACGUGCCCUCAGUGAUGAUGGGCAGUGGGAAGAAGCAGUGCGUAUUUAUUCCUCCACACACCUAGAGGAGCUGCAUGAUCUCAUCGGGCUUGCGCUCGCCUGUUUCAGAAUCGGUCGCCUGCCAGAGAGCGUUCAGGCCUAUGAAAAAGCCCUCGCAGUUGCCUCUAGCGAGAAGGAAAAGGCCUGUAUACUCACUGCACUUGCCUUGAUACAGCACAGGCUGGGCAGCAUCGAUCAUGCCAAAACUCUUCUCUUCAAGUGCUCUAUGCUGAAAGAGCCUGUCCCAGAGAGUCUGCAGUGUCUGUGUGCUCUGGGUUUGGUUCAUGGUGACGUUACCCUGGCAAGUGCUACGCUUACUGAGCUGCUUAAACUGAAGGAUGCUGUAGGAGGCGCUGUGGAGGACCGCUGUCUGCUCACUUGCACCCUGCUGGCCCUGCAGGGCAACUUUAGCGGCGUACACAGGGAGGCUUCUAGGGCUAUACACAGGAACCCAGGAAAUCCAUCUCUCUGGGCUCUUCUCUCCAGACUGGUCCCACAGUACUGCCCCAACAAAGCUGAUGGAGGUGCUGUGGCCGGCAGUGUGGCGUGUCAUGCCAGCUUGACGCUUGGAAAGAGGGCGUUGCUGUACAGUGGAGUGAAUCAGUUGGCCUCAGGCCGGCACUCUGGACAGGACAGAAAACGCAACGCUCUGAAAACAAUCCAGAGAGCUGUGCUGCUGUGCCCAGACGAUCCUGCUGGGUGGGCGGGGCUAAUGGCCGCCUGUCACACAGAGAACACAGCAUGCUUACUCACAGGCUCUGCCCCUCACAGAGAAGAUCUGGAGAGGGCGCACAUGACCCUGGUGUCUGAAAAAGUGAAGGGCCUGCAGACAGAGGACGGGCUCUUGGCUCAGGCUCUGGAGGGCUGGGUGCUGCAGCAGGCUGUGACUGGACUCAAACAGAGCAGCCAAUAUGACCAGGCAGAGACUCUUUGCUCCCAGGUUCUGAGUGUUUCACCAGAGCAUCCUGUGGUGUUCCUGAUGUUAAGGCAGGUUCAGUGUGAGCGCCUCCUGUUGUCUGAAGCUGGGAACCGUGUUCCUCCUGCAGUGCUGGAUCAGCUCAGUGCUGCUGUCAUGGCCAACCACACAUCUGUGUCCGCCUGGCAUUGGUUGGCAGAAGUGUACCGCUCUCAGGGUCUGUUGGCUCAGGCCUCUGUGGCAUAUAAACAGAGUCUUCAGGUGGCCUCUCAGCUCGGUGACCACAUCGGGAAAAUGAGCAGCUUGCUCCGACUAGCCCUGCUGGCGCUCAGGCCAUGUUUGGCUGGUGUCUGUGUCUCUGAGUGGAAGAAUCUGGUGUUGGAGGCCAGCGCUGAAGUCUUAAAGAUGGGCAGCUCACCAGUAGCUCUGCUCUUCCAAGCCUUACUGCAGUUCUCUAUAAAGAUUGGUGCCAGGGAAACUCGCCGACUGUUGGAAAAGAUUGUUUAUGCUUCAGCCUCAGGGAGCUCUGAAACAAUAGCAUCAGUGGCACGUUGGUACCUCCUGCGCCACCUGCACGCCAAAGAUGACCUGGAGCUGAUAGAUACUUUGUUGGUGAAGGCUGAAGCUGCAGGAGACAGCAGAUUGGUGGAUUUCCACAAACGUCUUUACCCAUCCAGCUGAGACAGUCCACCAUCCCUGCAUCCCUCUGGAAACCUGCACUUCAUCAUCUAACUGUCAAGCAGCUCCAGUUGUUCUGCUUCAUCUCCUAGCAGUUUACCCACCGAUCAAAGUAUUUGCAAAUCUGAAAGUCUUUACAUGACCAAGUACAUUUCAUUAUGUACGGACAUCUCUGCUAAGCUAAUUUAAAAAGAUACUUGAUCUAUAUGAAUGGUUCUUUUAAUAGCAGUUUAUGGUGUAACUGAAUUAGCCUGUGCUUGGUGUAUUGCAUUCACAUGGGUGCUGACACAUGAGAAAUUACAUUAAUGAUUCAUGAUUAUUUUUAUGUGCCAUCCCCACAGCGUCAGUUUUUCGCCAUAAUUAGUAGAGCCACAGGAGUCAGCUGACUGUAGUAAACUAAAUCUACUGCUACUGCUAUUAUGUAACUCAAAAGAGUCUUUGCUUCAGAGCCAAAAUCACUAUUGGGCACAUUUGAAAGUGCAGCAGUGGGAUAUCUGCUCUUCAAAUUGUCUAUUUAUGAUCAGAGAAGCCAAGAAUUCAAAUGAAUUGCUUUUUAUUUAACGCAUAGUUAUCUUUGCCCUACAGAAGCACUGGCAGAACUAAUGGACCUCUGCUUUUCCCCGUUAUUUUCAAAUAACUGACUUUGCUCAUCUUUGCAGAACUGCCAUACAGUCGACUGCAGAAAGCCAUUGAGUCUCUGAAAUAUUAAAGGAUUAGCUCAUCCAGAAAUAAAAAUUCUGUUAUUAACUGCUCAUUUUCAUAUCUUUCCAAACCCGUAAGACCUUUGUUCAUCUUUGGAAAGCAAAUUAAGAUAUUUUUGAUGAAAUUUAAGAGCUAACUGUUGAACCACUGAUGUCAUAUGAACUCUUUUAUCAAUGUCCUUACUACCAUUCUGGGCCUUCAACUUGUCAGUUAAGUUGCUGUCUAUGCAUGGCCAUAAAGGUCUUGGAUUUCAUCAAAAAUACCCCAAAAUAUUUGUGUUUCGAAGAUGACCAAAGGUCUUACGGGUUUGGAACGACAUGAGGGUGAGUAAUUAAUGACAGAAUUUUCAUUUUUGGGUGAACUAUCCCUUUAGAGCAUAUAUGUGACAACAGAAAAAAGGGAAUAACAGUAAUGAUUUAUGAUGUUGGGUGUAUUUCUGCUUUACAAGUAUGAAUUUGUGGCUUGGAAAAUUAAAUGAAAACAAAACCA